AUGCGGAAAUAUGUUUGUCAGCAAGGAUGCAAUGAGGGUUUCGAGUUUAAAACCCCACAAUCUAAAAACUGUGAACCUGUACAAGUGAACAACACAACAUUUGAUAACGAGACAACAAUUUCUGAUAGAAGCUCACUUAUCCCAACAACACACGAAGGUACCAACAACACAAGUUCACCACCAACAAGAACGACAACAAAGCCUCAUGAAGAAGAAGAUGCUGGCGUUUCUAGUGGGAAGGAAGUAGGCAUUGUAAUUGCAGCUGUUUUUGUUUGUUUUCCCAUUGUUGUUAUCUACCUUGCAAUAGGUUGCUGCUGCUAUUACAUAAAUGUAAAAAGAACAUGUGGUUUUAAAGGAAACACAAGAAGAAAAUACCAGGCGAAGUUCCGACGAGAAGGAAACUCAAGUAGCCAAUCGAAUGUGCAGUUGCAGCAAGAACCUUUGAUGUCAUCACCUGAUGUGACGGAUCCGAUCCUACAGGUUUCAGCUGUGAAAUAUGUAUUCUGUUGGCCGUGUAAUUUGCCAUGUUUUAAAGAGGCCCCGAAGAUUGAUCAUACAAAUUUGCCUGACAACAAGGAAGUCCGUGUGAUGGUUGGUAAACAAUUGAAGCUGGUCAUUGGUAUAUCAGGAUCACCUACACCAAUUGUGACAUGGUGGAAAGAUGGUAAACGAAUUGAAAGAAUAGUGAAAUUACAGGCGCAAAUAUCCAAUGAUGAUCAUGUGGCUGAAUUGAAAAUUCCAAAAACAGAACAAAGUGACACAGGAAAAUACCAAAUUAAAGUGGAAAAUGAGAUUGGUUCAGACACAGCUGUUAUCUCUGUCAUUGUUCUUGAGGCUCCAAAGAUGGAUCUUACAAAUUUGCCUGACAACAAGGAAGUCCAUGUGAUGGUUGGCAAACAAUUGAAGCUUGUCAUUGGUAUAUCAGGAUCACCUACACCAACUGUGACAUGGUUGAAAGAUGGUAAACGUAUUGAGAGAGCGGAAAAAUCCAAUGAUGAUCAUGUGGCUGAAUUGAAAAUUCCAAAAACAGAACAAAGUGACACAGGAAAAUACCAAAUUGAAGUGGAAAAUGAGAUUGGUUCGGACACAGCUGUUAUCUCUGUCAUUGUUCUUGAGGCCCCAAAGAUGGAUCUUACAAAUUUGCCUGACAACAAGGAAGUCCAUGUAAUGGUUGGUAAACAAUUGAAGCUGGUCAUUGGUAUAUCAGGAUCACCUACACCAAAUGUGACAUGGUUGAAAGAUGGAAAACAUAUUGAAAGAGCAACAAAAUCCAUUAAUGAUGGUGUGGCCAAAUUGGAAAUUCAAAAAGCAGAACGUAGUGACACAGGAAAAUAUCAAAUAAAAUUGGCAAAUGUGAUAGGUUCAGACACAGUUGACAUUUCUGUAAUUGUUCUUG
Ruditapes philippinarum (Manila clam) is the source of this 1396-nucleotide messenger RNA. RefSeq names its product hemicentin-2-like. The annotation marks the transcript as partial. NCBI's taxonomy places the organism in Eukaryota, Metazoa, Mollusca, Bivalvia, Venerida, Veneridae. The transcript has 15 exons. The record is from RefSeq and is a predicted model, not a curated record.